Messenger RNA from Chenopodium quinoa (quinoa), 2910 nucleotides. Its product is annotated as L-type lectin-domain containing receptor kinase VIII.1-like. The record is from RefSeq and is a predicted model, not a curated record. Gene Ontology annotation, cellular component: plasma membrane. The coding region runs from base 341 to 2530 and encodes 729 amino acids. Gene Ontology annotation, molecular function: protein kinase activity; carbohydrate binding; ATP binding. Gene Ontology annotation, biological process: protein phosphorylation. NCBI's taxonomy places the organism in Eukaryota, Viridiplantae, Streptophyta, Magnoliopsida, Caryophyllales, Amaranthaceae. The transcript has a single exon.
CUAUUAGCAAAAAUAACCGUUGGAAAUGUGAACGUGUAAUUCGACUGAUCCCCACCUGUCAUCCUCAACCUAUCUUUGGAUUCUAAACAAAAACAGUAUCACAAUCACACCCCCCAUUCUCAUUCUUUACUCUUACUUGUUUCUUCCUUUCUCUCCAACCCCCAUUUUCUGCCAUCUGCCCAUUUAUUUCCACACUAUUUAACCUCACUCCACUCUCUCUCUCUCUCUCUCUCUCUCCUUUGUCUUAACAACAAGUACAUUAUCAAUCUUUCAAUCUAUCUCUCACAAUAUUUACCAAUUAUUAUUUUUAAUUUCGCUAAUGAUCUCAUAAUAAUUUCCAAUGUUAACUCAUCACCACCUCAACUUCAUUUUCAUCACAUUCAUCAUUAUGGUGCUAUCUAUCCAUGUUUCCACCGGUGUGAGCACCACUAAUGGCGGCGAUACCACGGAGUUUGACUUCGGAACGUUAACCCUCACCAGCUUAAAACUCCUCGGCGACGCUCAUUUAAACAAUGGGAGCGUUCGCCUCACCCGUGACCUCCCCGUCCCAAACUCUGGCGCCGGGAGGGUGUUUUACUCCCGUCCGGUGAAGUUUCGGCAAGCCGGAACUAAUUUUCCGGUGAGUUUUACUACUUUCUUUUCUUUCGCCAUUUCAAACCUUAAUCCUAGCUCCAUUGGUGGUGGACUCGCCUUCAUUAUAUCCCCGGACAACGACUCGAACGGAGCGGCAGGAGGUUUUCUUGGGCUUAACCAGGGUUCGAACCCGGGGUUCGUUGCGGUUGAGUUUGAUACAUUAAUGGAUGUUGAAUUUAAGGACAUUAAUAGUAAUCAUGUGGGUUUGGAUCUUGGUUCAAUGGUUUCAGCUCAUGUAAGUGAUUUAGAUACAAUUAAUGUGGAUUUAAAGAGUGGUGAUCUAAUUAAUACUUGGAUCGACUAUUCUGGAUUAACUCAGAUUUUUAGUAUUUCAAUUUCAUAUUCAAAUGUUAAACCCAAAUUACCACUCCUUUCGUUUAGCUUUGAUUUGGAUAAUUUUGUGAGUGAUGAAAUGUUUGUGGGUUUCACUGGGUCAACUCAGGGGAGCACUGAGACUCACAGUAUUGACUGGUGGAGUUUCACCUCCUCUUUCGAGUCGUCAUCGACGUCAUCGGACCCUCAGCCGUCUCCUCCUUUCACUGUUCAGCGGCCGCCGAGUGGGACCACAACGGUGGCUGUACACGCUCCUCCGCCGGCAAUUCCGCCAUCGCAUUCGAAAUCGAUUGUGUCAACUAAUAAAAGCUCUUGUGGCAACCAGCUUUGUAAGCGUAACCCAGCUGCAGUUGCUGGGGUUGUGACAGCAAGUGCUUUUAUGUUAGCUUUGUUUGGAGGGACUUUAUUCUGGUUUUUCUCAAAGAAAUCGAAGGUGAAAUUACCUAGGAAUUCAACAUCCUGUUCUUUAGCAACGGAUGUCAUUAAAAUGCCUAAGGAAUUCAGCUACAAAGAGCUGAAAAUCGCCACUAAAGGGUUCGAUUCAAGUCGGGUAAUCGGACAUGGCGCCUUUGGGACGGUGUAUAAAGGGAUAUUGCCGGAAACAGGGCAUGUCAUCGCAGUUAAAAGAUGUAGCAAUAACAAUGGAGGGCAAGGGAAGAACGAGUUCUUAUCAGAAUUGUCAAUAAUUGGGUCACUUAGGCACAGGAAUUUAGUUAGACUUCAAGGUUGGUGUCACGAGAAGGAAGAAAUAUUGUUAGUGUAUGAUUUAAUGCCUAAUGGGAGCUUAGAUAAGGCAUUGUUUGAGUCAAGAGUGGUAUUAUGUUGGCCACAUAGAAGGAAAAUUUUACUUGGGGUGGCCUCAGCUUUGGCCUAUUUACAUCAAGAAUGUGAGAAUUUGGUUGUACAUAGAGAUGUCAAAACGAGUAAUAUAAUGUUAGAUGAAGCUUUCAAUGCGAAAUUGAGUGAUUUCGGGUUAGCUAGGCAAAUGGAGCAUGAUAAGUCCCCGGAUGCAACCGUGGCAGCGGGUACAAUGGGGUAUUUAGCCCCGGAGUAUCUUCUAACAGGACGAGCCACGGAUAAAACCGAUGUGUUUAGCUAUGGGGCGGUGACUCUUGAGGUAGCGACUGGCCGGAGACCGAUAGAGAAAGAAAAGAAUGGGACCAAAGGGCAUGGGAAUUUGGUAGAAUGGGUGUGGGGAUUGCAUACAGCAGGGAGGUUGUUAGAGGCAGUUGAUGAAAGGUUGAAUGAAGAGUUUGAUGAAGGAGAAAUGAGGAGAGUUUUGCUUGUUGGGUUGGCAUGUUCUCACCCUGAUCCAUUGGCUAGGCCUACAAUGAGAAGUGUGGUACAAAUGUUGGUUGGUGAGGCAGAGGUGCCAAUUGUCCCUAGAACUAAACCUUCUAUGAGCUUUAGUACAUCUCAGCUUCUUUUGAACUUGCAAGAUAGUGUUUCUGAUUGCAAUGCUAUGCUUACUAUCUCCACUUCAUCCUCUUCUUCGGACCGCAACUUAUUCCUACCGGGUGGUGGAACCGCCGAAGGUGGUAGUGGUGGUGAUGAUCUAGUCUAAAAGAUAACACGUCUAUGCACCGACGUGUUUGUUUCAUGCGCUGCAACAACCCACCCCUGUAAGAUAUAAUUUGGGUAACACAUCCAUAUGGGUGAGAAUUUUGUCAUUGUUGUAAAAUUAUUAUAGGGUUUUAGUUUUAAUUUGAUGACGCUAAGUGAUAUUGUUUCAUUUGAUUAAUUAUAAGUGUAUACACAAAUAAUGUGUCUCUAAGGUCAAACUUAAUUUUUUUCCCACAAAAGAAAGGGGAAAAGUAUUGUAAAACGCACAAAGUUUCGGACUUUUUUCAUUGGGGUACAAAGGGACCCUUAGUUUUGUUGUAAUAUUAUAACUCAUUAUUGUAACAAUAUUGGCAAUGGCUAACAAGGUGGUAUUGAUGAUUA